ACAAAGGCCAACGGUUUCCACGGCUCAGGCCCGAAUCGAGACUGUUCUCCAGCCCGCGUCCUUCACGCCCGCUCCUUCCCCUCCGGCACUGGGGGGCACCGCGAGACUCUUACCGUCGCGGCCCCGCCAGCUGGGUCCUCCCAUGCAGUCGCCGGCUCCCUUGCGCUGAGCCCGGCGCCAGUCGUGGCGCAUGCGCAGAGGACUCGCCGCGUCACAGUCUCUUGACUUCACGGCGGCAACGACUUCUAACAGCGCCGCUGGUGUAGUGGUAUCAUGCAAGAUUCCCAUUCUUGCGACCCGGGUUCGAUUCCCGGGCGGCGCAGCUGACUUUUUUACCCAUUUGAACAACGAACUCCCGCUAAUGCCAGAAAUUUUAAAGGAGAGAAAACCAGAAACCAAGGGAAGGCGCCCAGUCUGGUGCAGCGCUGACACACAUUUCGGAGAGUGACACAGGUGCCCUGAAAACCCUGGACGGCCAUGGGCGACAGGGUGCCUGAGCUGAGGCGCCUGUAAACCAGCAAGCCAAGCUCGCCGUUCAGUCCCCUGCCCGGGGCCGCCACCCACCGCUGAGCCGCUCCCCACCGUGCCUCUGGCGGCUGCGGGUCCUUUAACGGGAGGCGCGCGUACUCCUGGGAAUUGUAGUUUAUCAGCUCCCGACGCGCCCCGCGGCAUCUGGACUACAGCUCCCGACGUGCCCCGCGGGAUGCCGGCCACCGCCCCCGACGCGACCCGCGCCGGUUCUGCGGCGGGGAGUUGUUGCGGCCGCGAUGCUGGUGGCGGCGGCCGCGGAGCGGAACAAGGAUCCCAUCCUGCACGUGCUGCGGCAGUACCUGGACCCGGCCCAGCGCGGCGUCCGCGUACUCGAGGUGGCCUCGGGCUCCGGCCAGCACGUGGCGCACUUCGCGCGGGCCUUCCCCCUGGCCGAGUGGCAGCCGUCGGACGUGGACCAGCGCUGCCUGGACAGCAUCGCGGCCACCACGCAAGCCCAGGGGCUGACCAACGUGAAGGCCCCGCUGCACCUGGACGUGACGUGGGGCUGGGAGCACUGGGGCGGGAUCCUGCCGCAGUCGCUGGACCUGUUGCUCUGCAUCAACAUGGCCCAUGUCAGCCCCCUGCGCUGCACGGAGGUCUGUGGGGAGCCCAGCAAGGGUGUCUGCCGUGGCACUCCUCACCCUGCAUGGGGGCAGCCGGGAUGCCAGAUAUGCCCCCAUCACAGUUGGGGGGCUCUUCAGAGCAGCAGGAUGCCUGCUCAAACCCAGGGCCCUGCUCAUCACCUACGGGGGAGGGGGUGCCCUUUCAUUCUCCGAACCCCAGCCUGCGAGUCUGUCCCAGGCUCUCUGGGAAAUACCCGACCUUGGUCCAGUGGGCUGUGUCCCCAUGCCCACAGCCCUAUGCCAUCAAUGGGAAGAUCUCCCCCCAGAGCAACGUGGACUUUGACCUGAUGCUCAGAUGCAGGAACCCAGAAUGGGGGCUUCGGGACACAGCCCUCCUGGAGGACCUGGGAAAGGCCAGUGGCCUGCUCCUGGAGAGGAUGGUGGACAUGCCAGCCAACAACAAAUGCCUGAUCUUCCGGAAAAACUAAGCCCCUUCUUCACCCCCCGCACACCUGCAUUCCUGCCGGAGGCUCUGUGAGGCACGAACCCUGCCUCCCUAGGCCGGACCUUGUGGAAGACAGCCCCACCCAGUCUGUGCUCUCAGCCUGUGGCCCAAGGAUGCAGCCUGCUCAGAAUAAAGCAUGUCCUGCUGCCA
Messenger RNA from Pongo pygmaeus (Bornean orangutan), 1749 nucleotides. RefSeq names its product methyltransferase like 26 (gene METTL26). Bases 704 to 1582 code for a protein of 292 amino acids. The transcript has 6 exons. The record is from RefSeq and is a predicted model, not a curated record. Lineage: Eukaryota; Metazoa; Chordata; Mammalia; Primates; Hominidae.